AUGGUUGACAUUGUCCCCCUCUCAAGCUACCCCUCCUACAUCGACCUCCUCCCCUCAAUCCAAACCUGCAACAUAACAAACCUCCCCGAAAACUACUUCCUAAAGUACUACCUCUACCACGCCCUGACAUGGCCCCAGCUAAGCUUCGUCGCCGUCGUCCGCCCUCGCUCAGGCUACAAGGCAUCCACGGGACCCGGGGGUGCAGGUGCUGCCGGUGAUGUCUCGGGCGAGUAUCCCAAGGUUGUGGGCUAUGUGCUUGCAAAGAUGGAAGAGGAGCCUACGGAUGGGAAGCAGCAUGGGCAUAUUACUUCGUUGAGUGUGAUGCGCACGCAUCGCCGGUUGGGAAUUGCCGAGAGGUUGAUGAGGAUGAGCCAAAGAGCAAUGGCCGAAUCCCACCGCGCCCACUUCGUCUCCCUACACGUGCGAGUCUCCAACGUCGCUGCACUCCGUCUUUACCGUGACACGCUCGGCUUUGAAGUCGAGAAGGUUGAGAGUGGGUACUACGCUGACGGCGAAGAUGCGUAUGCCAUGCACCUCAACCUGCAGAACAUGUGGCUUGACUGGAAGGCCAUUGAGAAGCGGGAUCGCGAGAAUAAUAAGGAGAAUGGAGAGGGUGAUGAUGAGAAUGUUGAUGAGGGGGAUGAAGUUGGUGAGCUUGGCAAGAAGGAUGCCGAGAAGAUGAUUCGUGUUAAGGUUGGGAGGGGGCUUGGUGUUGGAGAUUUGGUUGAGAAGAAUGAGAGUCAGUGA
Molecule: messenger RNA, 747 nt
Organism: Penicillium antarcticum
Lineage: Eukaryota; Fungi; Ascomycota; Eurotiomycetes; Eurotiales; Aspergillaceae
Product: peptide alpha-N-acetyltransferase complex A subunit ARD1
Exons: 2
Coding region: 1-747 (248 amino acids)
Biological process (GO): N-terminal peptidyl-glutamic acid acetylation
Cellular component (GO): NatA complex
Molecular function (GO): protein N-terminal-serine acetyltransferase activity; protein-N-terminal-glutamate acetyltransferase activity
Source: RefSeq, a predicted model, not a curated record